CGUUUGUCUCUAUUGGUACCGAACCUCCAAGCUUUACCUCGAGGAUCAACGAGCUCCAAGUUCAGAACGACUACUUGGCCCAACAGCUAAACCUUCUAAGGUUCCAGCUAGAGGCUGAGAUUAAGUUGCGACUUAGCGUCGAGGAAAAACAGAAAGUGGCCGAUGAGAGGAUUAGUACUACACAGGAAAAGCUCGACGCUGCCGUCCGCCGAGAGGGCUAUUUCCGCAGCAUUGCUUUAAGGUACUCUCAAGGGUUUGCACGAAUCAUACCUAUUAUAAAUGAGAUACAAGAGAGCCCAGGAAUUACGGAAGAAGGAUACCUGUGAAUAGAUGGUGGCCGCUUUUGGCUCCUGUUUCCUAUAUUUAGGUAUUUAGGUAGGUACCUUAGGUUAGGUACCUACCUCUUAGGCAAGCUACAAAGCUUUAUUUGUAGCGUUUUCCUCAAUUCGUCAAUUCGUGACAAUAUGAAGACUAUUGCGUCGAUAAUCUUGUUAGCUGGUAGUGCUAUCUUUCUCAUCGUGAGCAUUGCUCAGGAUAAAAUGGGCACAAGCGGAAUUGCCAAAAUCAAGUUGGAUCUACCACAGCUAUUACCCCGAAAAGCCUUCAAAAUUCCCAAGGUCAACCCACUUCCUUACAUUACGCAGCUUGGCGAUAUCACCCAGCUCCCCGACAUUACCCAACUCCCAGACAUUCCCUCACCUUCUGACCUAACCGACCUUCCCGACAUCACCGACCUUCCUCAUGUCACUAACAUUCCGGAACUCCCAACAGAUGCGAAAAGCAUCAUUUCUCAUAUUGCCACGCGAGUUUCCGAGGGUAUUUCUCAAGCAACAAGUGCAGUCUCGGCUCUAGGCAAUGUCCCGGAGAGCAUCACCCUUGGAACUUAUCAGAUCUGUUAUGUUGCUAAGAAUGAUAGCAUUAGCUGUCAAAACAUUCCUUCUGAUAUUUCAUCUCUAUUUCCAGGCCCCCUCAACGCUCUCCUAGACCUUGACAGCAUUGAUCCGCUCAUAUCCGUUGGCCUCAAGGUUAAUGUCCGUUCUUGCUUGAUCACAACUUUGGUGGGGGUUCUCCUUCUUGCUGCGCUAAUCAUUGCGUUACGUACUAUUGAUAUUACCACAUUCGGCAUCUUCUCCCGCAUCCCCCUCCUUAAGGCCAUAAUAGAGAUAAGCGUUACUGUCCUAGUAUUUAUUCCUUUGAUACUGGCUGCAUCGAUCACCUUUUCAACACCCUCCCUACUCCGGAAGGUCGAGUAUCUGCAAGUAGAAAAUGGGGAUCUAGUAUGGUGCAUCGGCUUGGUACUUGGUUUUAUUAUUGCUGGUGUAGGGGUACGGCAUUGUCCUUCUUCGUAGAUGGACCCGAUUUCUACUUCCAUAUCAGCCGUUUUUGGCACCUGCGCUCGUAUACGUUUUUUCUAGUGUUACGGGAAUACUGGGCUGGCAGGAUCUGGCUUAAUAUAUUAUCGAUUCCCCUUCUUAUUCAUUUCUAUCUCUUUUACGUCGUGCCUCUUAACCUGAUACUUUACAUUGUCCUUUGACACCAUUCUUCGUAAUCGCGACCUCUCCCAGCCUAUCUAUUCAUCAUGCCGAUCGAAAAUACUGAGUUUUUGAUUCAAGAUAUUUUU
Daldinia decipiens is the source of this 1621-nucleotide messenger RNA. RefSeq lists its product as uncharacterized. The transcript has 3 exons. The record is from RefSeq and is a predicted model, not a curated record. Bases 465 to 1349 code for a protein of 294 amino acids. Lineage: Eukaryota; Fungi; Ascomycota; Sordariomycetes; Xylariales; Hypoxylaceae.